AAGAGGAGAACUGAGGAGGAGAACAGAGGAGGAGAACCAAAGAGGAGAACAGAGGAGGAGAACUGAGGAGGAGAACCGAAGAGGAGAUCUGAGGAGGACAACCAAAGAGGAGAACUGAGUAGGAGAACCCAGGAGGAACCCAGCUGAGUCCAUCAGGACACAGAAGUCAGUUUUAUUUUGAUGCAAACAGUGGAAAUGGAAGGUUCUCCAACUUCCUAAAGAACGCUGUGGGCGUGGACAGUAGAACCAGUGGAGUUGGUCUGGAGGUCAGAGGUCACAGAGGUCAGAGGUCUCAGAGGUCAGAGGUCUCAGAGGUCAGAGGUCAUGGAGCUGCUGGAGGCCUUUUACCGCAGGAAGCUCCGGAAGAAGCAGAAGAAGGCGGAGCUUGGAGCGUCUGAAGGAGCGCUGUGUCGCAGCCCAUCUGAGGCCAACGUCAGCGGACUGACGGCAGGGAUCAUCUCCAGAGUCCUGAGGUUCACCACCAGACGCGGUGAACCGCCGUCUCGUCCGCACUCGUGGCAUUCGACGAAGCUCGGCGACGGUCGUCUGGAGUCGACGGACGCCGCGAGCAGCGUCUGGCAUCACAACUACACCGCCAGUGUGUCCGACCUUUCCGCCGGCUUCGACUCCGGCGGUGGGAGUCUGAGGAAGAGUCCGGACCAGUACAGCUCCAGGGGCAGCAUGGACAGCCUGGACCCGCCCCCGUCCUCCCAGCUCCGCCCUGGGACCCAGCAGCGCCACGUCCACGGCGGACCCCACCCUGCCUACUCGUCCUGUCAACAGCUGUCCUCCUCCAGGUCGUCCAAUAGCAUCGACCUCCUCCACAACAAACGGGACUCCGCCUACUCGUCGGUCUCCACCAGCUCCAGUAUCCCAGAGUACCUGAGCUCCGCCCCCUCCUUCGGCGCCGAGCGCUCCUAUUCGCUGGAGACCGUCCCUCAGAGAGGAGGCGGAGCAGAGGCGCGGCAGGAGGACGUCCGAUACUUCCGGACGGUUUACGACGCUCAGCAGGAGCAGGAGCUGAGAGGGGGCGGGGCCAAGGCAGGGCCAAACCCACACCUGCAAGGAUCAGUGGGCGGGGCCUUUUACCAUGGCGACAGCAGCACGUCAAACAGACACAGCGUGGGUCCAAUCUGGGGCCAGGGGGCGGGGCUGGGGGCGCCAGCUCCGCCCAGACGCAGCGACAGCUAUGCCGCCAUCAGGAACCACGAACGCCACGAGAGACCCAACUCCUGGUCCAGCCUGGACCACGUUAGGCCCCUGAGGUCUCUGCAGAAGGGUUCCUGGCGUCACUCCAGUGGUUCUAUGUCUUCUGCUUCAGCCAAGGCUUCGUUCAGUGCAGACGGUCACCUGCACACGGUGAUGGAGAAGAGUCCAGAGAGCAGCCCCACCACCAGGCCCCGGCAGGGGGGGGGCGGACCCCCGAACCCCCAGAGCCCCCAGAGCCCCCAGAGCCCCUGGGCCCCCCAGACCCCACAGGGGUCACAGGUCAGAUGGGGUGAAGCAGCGGCAGAGGGCUGGACAGAUGGGGGGACGUCAGCGGUGGAGAACGGAGCCCAGAGCGGCGCUGCACCUCCGACCUCGGCUCCAACAUCUGCGACGCUCCGGACUCAGGAGGUGCACAGGACCCCAAAGGAUGAGGCCGAUUCUGGACCAUACAGACCCCACCAGAAAGGACCUGUAGGGGGUUCGGAGGUCCAGACCAACGCCCAAAGACUCCAAAACAAUCCCGUUCAUAAAAACCCUGAAUCACAGAAUCAGACGUUCCAGGAACAGAUCCAUCCGACUCCUGGUCUGAGACCCCCGUCAUCCCAGGACCUGAAGGAUCCUGAUCCGACAGUCCAGUCCAGACACAGGAGCAGGUCCCUGGACCAGCCUAAGGUCCACCCACAGACCCUGUCCUCUUCCAGGGUGGCUCAGGGUCAGGUACCGCCUCCACACUUACCUGUCCACCCUCAGCGUCAAGCUCCGCCCCCCUCUGCCGUCCACACCUCUCCCUGUCACCGCGGCGUCUCGGCAGUUCCUCGCCAGCCGCCGUUGGACCAGACGGAGCGAGACCGAGAACACCCGUUAACUCGACUGGAAAUCGCUCUGGCCGAGGUCCAGCGCUGCGACGGUCCUUUCGGUGCUGCCGCCGCCACCGGUAGUUGCCAAGGUAACAGCGGUUUUGUGGACGCCGGCCAGGGACCCGCUCGCAGUCUGUCGGUUUUGGAGAAAGUCAGUCGGUUUGAGCAUCGAGAACGAGCAGUAAAACAGCGCAGUCACAGCGCCAAGGCCAACCACCACCGGAUAAAUGAAAAAUCUCAGAACACGUCAUGUGGAGCAGAAGACCUGAGGAACAUGCUGGAGAGGAGUACCAGUGGAGGUAAAGCCCAGAGGACUCUGAGCUACAGAGGAGGAAACCACCACCAGGGGGCGCACAGAACGUCAGCUGAUCCCAGUUCAGCUCUGCAGAGGAGUCGCAGCAGCUUCCACCUGGAUGUGUGCAGAGUGGACGAUGUCAACAAGGACCGCCCCUGGAGGCAGGACGUCCAGGAACUGAUGAACACGCAAGACACGCCCACCAACAGGUCUUACCAGGACCCUCUGAAGGAUGCUCAGUCCAAAGUCCUCCGCUCCACCUCCUUCAGACGUACAGACCUGGACUCCUCGUCCGGCCCUUCACCUCCUGCUCCUCCUCCUCUGGGCUCCUCCUCCAGUACCCAUCAACCUCCUCCUGUCCCCGCCAAGUUCCAUUCCUUAGAGAAAAAAGCUCCUAAAACUCUUCCCAAACCUCAGGGCGUCAUCAUCUCGUCCACGUCUCCACCUCCGCUCACAUCUCCUCACACCCCGAAGGAGCGACAUGUGGUCAGUCCGGAGGUCCGCGGGCCCAGCCCCCCCGCCCUACCCAGCGUCCCGCCCGUCGGACCUCCUCCGCUGAUGAGGAUCUGUGGACGAAAGCGCCUGAUGGCGGAGCAGAAGAAGCGCUCGUACUCAGAACCGGAGAACAUGAACGAGGUCGGGGUGUCCGACGCCGACACCGCUGCCCUCUUCAGGCGAACAGGAGAUACGAGCGUAGCCGACAGGAGGAAGAUGUUCGAAUUGGCGGCGAAUUGUGUCGGGGGCGGAGUCUCUCCCGGCGGCUCAUCCAGGACCGACCUGCGACAGCUUCAACAGGACGCUGUGUUCGAAUACGUGGAGCGGAAACGAGGAGCGAGGAGGGACGAGGCGGGAACCAGGGCGGGGCUGAGGCCUCGCAGUGCCUACGUACAAGCAGAACACGACGACAGCCGCUCAGACUCCACGGGCCGGUCCACGUCCAGCCGGUGGUCCCUGCAGGACUGUGGCCCAGACCGGAGCCUCUCCUCUGGGGACCGCCCACUCUGCUCCUCUGGGGACCGCCCACUCUGCUCCACACUGCCCCCUGGAGGCGACCCGCGCAGCUUCAGAUCCAACCUCUUCUACCCGGGUCGGGUCACCAGUCCAAGACCACCAGCCCACCUGCCACCAAGUUCCCCUCAGGUCCAGGUCUACAGCCCCCAGUGUCUCCUGGAUCUGGGUUUGGAGGGACCGGCUGGGCAGCGGGUCUCAGAGCCUGGGCUGGGGUCCGGGUUGUCCCGGCAGUUGGACGGGGCCCUGUGGAAGGCGGGGUCAGCCCGGGGCUCCGGGAAGUCCGCCUCCGCCGAAGACCUGCUGGAGCGUUCUGACCAGGGGCGGAUCAGUCCUCAGCACUGCAGGUCCAGGUCCUCCCCAACCACGGAGACCCUGAACCAGGACAUCAGGAUGUUGGGCAUCUCAGCCUCUGACCCUGGACCAUCUGGACCACCUGGACCACCUGGACCAUCUGGACCACCUGGACCACCUGGACCAUCUGGACCACCUGGACCAUCUGGACCAGGUCCUCUGGAUGUAAACAGAACCGUCCAGACGUCAUGUGACCCAGGUUCUGCAGCGGUGGAGAACUGUUCUGAUCCAGGGUCUGUCCCCCCUCCGGUCUCCCGUCGGGACCGUCAGAGGACCAGUGAGCGCCAGCGAGCCCACAGCGCCUCCACGCUAGCAGCCUCCGUCGGUCUGGUCCAGGGAGGGGGCGGGGCUGAGUGGAAGGCCAGUGAGAGGCUGAGCCAGGCCAACCUGGACGCCAUCACCUUCCCCGGAACUGGAACCGGAACCGGAACCGUGGACCCAGGCUCACAUGUGAGCUCACCGGCCUCAGGGAAGGACCCGUACAGAGGAGGAGCCUUCACUUCUGAUCCUGUUCCACCCCUGAGUCCGCCAGCAGAGGACGCCGUGCCCCGCCCACCCUCUGUCCAGUCCCGCCCACCUUUGGUCCAGCCCCGCCCGUCCUCACUGCGGUUCUCUGAGUCCACACCGCAGACGCCUUUGGAGUCUGGACCAAACCGGGUCUACAGCGACGAGGUCUUCAUCCCAAACCCCGCCCCUCCAUCACCACCACCAAUCAGAGAGACAGACAUCAUGGAGGACCUCCCCCCUGCCCCACCUCCUCCUCCUGUGGGCGUGGACCAGGAAGCACCACCUCAGACUGACAGCAGCUCCAGUCCAUGUGUCCACACCUUGGCCCUCCCCAUCCCUCGGCCCCACCCCUCCUCGCCCAUCCCCUCUGUACCCCCCCCUCCUGAUGACCUGGACCUGGACUACGAUCCUCUGCCACCGAGACGGAAAAGCCCCGAGGAGCUGAGAGCGGAGCGUCUGGCCCGUCAGCUGGUGCGGCAGGACCGCUCUCUGGCGCCCCUCGUGGACUCGUGGGGGGGGGAGUCCACCGUGGACGUUCUGGAGGACAUGUUCCCCAACAGCAAGAUACUGGGGCGGUCGCCACGGCAACGCAGGGGCAGCAGCCAAUUGGACGACAGGAUUCAUGACGGCAUCAGUGGUAGUAACGUGGACUUGGAGGACCAGGACCAGGACCAGAACCAGGAGAACCUCAACAGCAGGAAGGCGGAGCUGUGCGCGGCGCUGAGGAGCAGCAUGGAGACGCUGAGGAGGGAGAAGGAGACGCUGCAGGAGGAGGUGAAGGCCCACGAGGAGCUGGGAGUCCAGGUCCAGGCCCUGGUCCAGAAGACCUGCUCCGCCCACCAGACCGACAAGUACCACAUGUUCAUAGGUGACCUUCAGAGGAUCGUCCACCUCCUUCUCUCUCUCUGCGGUCGUAUGUCCAGGAUCGACCAGAGUCUGAAGAGUCUGCAGAUGGGUGGGGCCACAGAGGAGGGCGUGGCCGAGGAGAGGGACUGCCUCCUCCAUAAACGCUUGCAGCUGCUCCGUCAAACUGAAGACGCUCGUGAGCUGAAGGAACACCUGGAACGGCGCCGGCGCACCGUCCACGCCUUCCUGACGGCCAAGCUCCACCCACCACAGCUGCUCCACUGCCGACGCUUCAUUGCCGCCAAACCCUCACUCCUGAUUCGCCAGCGUCGUCUGGACGACCUGAUCCGGCAGGGGGAGGAGCUGCUGAGACGCCUCGCCGACGGGACGCCGGAGCUGGCCGACGCCCACGGAGCCCCGAGGGUGUGUCCGCCGAGCCCCGCGCAUUGCUCCUCCCUGUUUCCGCAGCUAAUACCAGGUCCCGCCCACAUUGUCCAAUCCGCCGCUGUGACGUCAUUGUGAGGAAGAUGAGUUGAUUGGAGGAGGAGACGGAGGGGGCGUGGCCUAAAGAGGCUGCUGUGACUCACAAAGAACCAUGACCUUUAACCUUUAACCUUUAUUUAUCAGAUGAUUGAAUAUGUAACAGCUGCACUGUUCUACCCAUGAAGAAGAAUUAAAGAUUCACCUACAACCACUGUU
Sphaeramia orbicularis (orbiculate cardinalfish) is the source of this 5775-nucleotide messenger RNA. RefSeq names its product shroom family member 3 (gene shroom3). Bases 325 to 5598 code for a protein of 1757 amino acids. The transcript has 25 exons. Gene Ontology annotation, molecular function: actin filament binding. The record is from RefSeq and is a predicted model, not a curated record. Gene Ontology annotation, biological process: actin filament organization. Gene Ontology annotation, cellular component: adherens junction; cortical actin cytoskeleton; apical plasma membrane. NCBI's taxonomy places the organism in Eukaryota, Metazoa, Chordata, Actinopteri, Kurtiformes, Apogonidae.